This is a messenger RNA of Trematosphaeria pertusa, 792 nucleotides long. RefSeq lists its product as uncharacterized. The record is from RefSeq and is a predicted model, not a curated record. Lineage: Eukaryota; Fungi; Ascomycota; Dothideomycetes; Pleosporales; Trematosphaeriaceae. The coding region runs from base 7 to 792 and encodes 261 amino acids. The transcript is spliced from 2 exons.
CUCAAUAUGCAUUCCUUUAACGCUCUCUUCUUCGCCACAUUGCUUUCCACGAGCUUUGUGAGCGCCCUUGCCCCUCGCUCUUCCGUCAACGGCCCUUGCACCGGCGCUGGAGGUGCACCUGGUGUCUGCAUUUCCACCUCUUCCUGCUCUAGCGACGGCGGCUCCUUCAUUUCGAAUGCGUGCCCAGGCACACCGGACGACAUCAAGUGCUGCGUCAAGACGUCCUGCGCCUCUGGCGGCAACUGCCGCUGGACCUCACAGUGCAGCGGCUCUGGGCUAACCAGCCAGCCUGGCUUCUGCCCUGGCCCCACUAACUUCCAAUGCUGCACUAAGGAGUCUACCGGCGGCGGCUCCAGCGGCAACCUCCCAGGUCUCAAUGCAGUCCAGACCAAACGUGCGCGCACCAUCAUUGCCCGCGCAAAGCAGGACUUCAAGAGCAGCCAGCAGAAGCGCGCCUGCUAUGUCGCCAUCACGACUGCGUUCCAGGAGUCUGGCAUCCGCAUUCUCGCUAAUAGCAAGUAUCCCGCUUCGCUGAAGUAUCCCCACGAUGGGGUUGGGCACGACCAUGACUCCGUGGGCAUCUUUCAGCAGCGGCCGUCUUGGGGUUCGACCAAGGAGCGCAUGGAUGCAUCGCUGAGUGCGCAUUUCUUCUUCAAUGCCCUGAAGAAGAUUAGCAACUGGCCCAGUCUUGCUAUUGGCAAGGCAGCGCAGAAAGUCCAGGUGUCUGCUUUCCCAGACGCGUACGACAAGCACAUUACGAAGGCCAAGAAGGUUUGCGACGCUGGCUGGUAG